Ooceraea biroi (clonal raider ant) is the source of this 1894-nucleotide messenger RNA. RefSeq names its product inositol polyphosphate 1-phosphatase (gene Ipp). Gene Ontology annotation, molecular function: inositol-1,4-bisphosphate 1-phosphatase activity. Lineage: Eukaryota; Metazoa; Arthropoda; Insecta; Hymenoptera; Formicidae. The record is from RefSeq and is a predicted model, not a curated record.
GGGGCACAACACUGGGGAUUCCGAAGGGGACAGUCGUCAGGUGCACAACGAUUGUUCCGAGUUUUUUUUUUCAACUUGUUAUUUCGUAUUUUGUAUUUCACUCAAUUUUGCAAUUGGCCGUAUCGAACCUGAAAGGGAUCGGGUGCCAUUCAACACUAAGAAGAAGAAGAAGAUACGUCAGGGGCCAGAGCGCGAAUAAUCUCAACAAAUCUCAGUAUGCUCAAUGUGAUGUGUAGGGCAGUGUUUUCGCACGUUACCUACUUGUAUAUUAAACUAGAAAAAUGAAGAAUGGCAGCAGAUUACUUCAAAUUCUCUUACAAGCUUCAGAGAAGGCAGCAAAUGUUGCCAGGGCUUGUCGACAGAAUGAGGAACUGUUUCCACUUCUAAUACAAGAAAAAUCUUCAGAAGAGAAAAAUCCGCGCUUUUUCCACGAUUUUAAAACCUUAGCUGACGUACUUAUUCAGGAAAUUAUCAAACAUGACAUAGGAGUUGAAUUUCCAGAGUUGCCUAAAUCAACGAAGGGCGAAGAAACUAACGUAUUCAAGAAUGCCGCAAAUGAAACCAUCAUCGUCGAAGUAUGCCCGUGCUGCGAAGAUACAGCAAAAUUGUUGGCCAGAGUUAUGAACGACGACGUAGCGGCAAGGUUACUCGCUACUGAAGUCCACAAGGACGUUCAGUUUUCGGAUGUAUCCACCGAUGUAAAAGAGAUUCCCACGGAUCUUGAGAUUGAUAUGAAUGAUAUUGGUAUUUGGAUAGAUCCUAUUGAUUCAACAGCAGAUUACAUAAAUGCAAUAGAGACGGUGGAUGAGAAAACCGGUUUGCACGUACGCGGUUUACGCUGCACCUGUGUAUUAAUUGGAGCGUACCAGAAGAGUACGGGAGUGCCAAUUAUGGGGAUCGUUAAUCAACCCUUUUACACCAACGUCGAUUCACGGUGGACAGGAAAAUGUCACUGGGGUAUUGCGACGAGCGACAUUACCAAAUCUUCCAUAAGCAACCCUAUAAACCUUAACGCCAAUAAACUCAUUUUGAUCAGUCAAUCCGAGGACGAAGAGGUGAGAACGAAGCUACUGGACGAAGGAUUUACACUGUUGGAGGCGACCGGAGCAGGAUACAAGCUACUGCAAGUUGCUCUUGGACACGCAGGUAUCUACAGUUUAUCAAAACCUUCCACUUACAAGUGGGAUACAUGCGGACCACAAGCAAUCUUGGCAUCGCUAGGGGGAGAUGUUAUCAAGUUUAAAGAAUUUAUCGUACGUCCAACCGCAGACGAUUUGACUAUCACUUAUCUGUCUGCCUGCACGAGUAACAACAAGUCAGGUUUGAUAGCAUAUAGAGAUGUCGAAAACUUGGAAAGUGUCAAGGAAGCACUUUGUAAACCAUGUCUUGAUACAUAAACUCUAACGUGAUGAAGAUGUGAUAAUGAUAAAACCUGACAUCCUAUAUUUCGAAGAUUUUCUCUAUCUCUAUUUUACCAUAUGACAUAUAUUUAUAUAUGGUUAUAGAUAAAUAACGCAAAUUAUAUAUUGAGUAUAAGUUGUACAAUUGAAACUCUUAUUCUAUAAAUUUUAUGGAGAAAGAUUUAAUAUAAAUAAUAUUUUCCUUAUAAAUGUUCUCUUUAUUAUUAAUUUGUGAUAUUAUCUGUACACUUUUCAAUCAGAUCUGUCAUAUAAUUGUUGUCGAUGCAUCUAACAACAUUAAGUCGAUAAAACAAUAUUAUUUAUCGCUGAUUUAUGUAAUUGUGACAAAUUGUCAAUCGCAAUGUAAUUAUUAAUGUGAACUCUGAUGUAGAUUUAGUAGGUAUAAAUGUAUCUUUAUUUUUAUUUAUUAUGCAACUCUUUGUUGUCCCUUAAAGUGACGACUCUUUAAGAAAUAUAAAUCUCACGUAAAGAUU